ACAUUUAGUUUCGUUAUACUUAAUUUAUUAAUAUAAUUAACACAGUACAUUCUAGUAGAAAUAGGCCCUGUGCACGUGCAGUUAAUACAGGGAACAAUGUUGAAAGCACUAGUGUUGAUAUGUUGGAUCUGCAUCCUAGGAUCUGCUAGCGGUACAGAUAUUCCCAAUGAAGUAACUGUAACAAGUGCCAAACACUCAAAAACAAAAAACCGUGACGAAUCCCAGUUCUCUGCUACAUUCGCUGUAGACUCAGACAUGGUCACAAAGUCCUGGACACUACCUGGAAGUGACGGUGAAGCCUGGUUGAAGUUCAAACUGGAGCAAGUUCAUUGCGUUCGACAGAUAGUGAGGUACUGGAAGACAGGUGGUGUUGCUAACACGUGGACAUGUACUGAUAGCAGUUGUACGUGUGAGGGUAAUGCAGAGAGUUGUGGGUUCUUCACCCUUGUUAUCAGUGUUGAGGGGGAAGUGCCGGGGUAUCUGCCGCCUUCUGAGGAAUGCAAAUACGGGGACAGUGUUAUGAUUCAGAGGACAGGAGCUGGAUUUAGUAUCCACCAUCUUUCAGUCGCAGAGAUGAUAGUUGCUGUUCCUGAUCUGAGUAUUGUGAAAAAACCGGAAAGUGUAUCAACAGUGGUGGGAAGUACUGUGACUCUUGUUUGUGAGUUUAACAGACCUGCUGAAACUUACGGCUGGCGGUACAGAACAACAAGCAACAAACAAGCCCGCGUCAACGAAGUCGCGAAGUUAGCAUCAGGGAAAUGGGAACAGCGGGACAGUGGACACCUUGUUAUAUCUGGGGUAGAUAAAUACGAUUCCGGCAAAUACACCUGCUUUGGAAGAGAUGGAACUAAAAAUGUAUUCGCUCCUGCUGAAGUUACUGUCAACUAUUUUGAUACGAGCGAGCAACAGGCCCAGAAUCAACCCAAAUAGUAGUCGGGGAAGCCGUGACAUUGUCAUGUGGUAUACCUGCCAGCUU
Bolinopsis microptera is the source of this 976-nucleotide messenger RNA. RefSeq lists its product as uncharacterized. NCBI's taxonomy places the organism in Eukaryota, Metazoa, Ctenophora, Tentaculata, Lobata, Bolinopsidae. The record is from RefSeq and is a predicted model, not a curated record. The transcript is spliced from 6 exons. Bases 97 to 930 code for a protein of 277 amino acids.